AUGACUCUGGCUGAGAUAACUGCGGUACAGACGACGUGGCCGCGGUUCUACCAACACAAAGACAACGGUAUCGAACUGUUUAUCGAACUGUUCACAUGGUAUCCUGAAUGCAAGCUGCUCUUCAAAAGUUUCGCCGAGCAGUCUGUCACUUCGCUGUUCAGCGACCCCCAAUUGGUUGGCCAUACUAUUGCCGUUUUGUACCAAAUAACUGCCAUGGUAGAUGCCUUGGACGAUGCAGAUCUGUUCGAAGAGCUGGUACGGAAGAACGCCACCCAGCACGUUCGACGACCAGGCGUCCAUGCCAAGCAUAUCAGCUCCUUUACCCAGGUGUUGAAGUCUGUGCUGCGCCAGAAGAUGGGCACCAGUAUGACGCCCGACGCUACGAGUGGCUGGGAUAAGUUCUUGCAACUUGUGGUGAACAUUACGCAAGAUGUGUAUACCAAGGCUGCCGACAGCCCUCAUCAUAGAGCUAAGCAUGACCUAAAAAGGGAAUGA
Messenger RNA from Ornithodoros turicata, 495 nucleotides. RefSeq names its product globin-like. NCBI's taxonomy places the organism in Eukaryota, Metazoa, Arthropoda, Arachnida, Ixodida, Argasidae. Gene Ontology annotation, molecular function: heme binding; oxygen binding. Bases 1 to 495 code for a protein of 164 amino acids. The transcript has a single exon. The record is from RefSeq and is a predicted model, not a curated record.